Messenger RNA from Lentinula edodes (shiitake mushroom), 249 nucleotides. RefSeq lists its product as uncharacterized. NCBI's taxonomy places the organism in Eukaryota, Fungi, Basidiomycota, Agaricomycetes, Agaricales, Omphalotaceae. The record is from RefSeq and is a predicted model, not a curated record. The annotation marks the transcript as partial. The transcript has a single exon.
UUAUUAUCCAUGCUCGAGCAAAUUCAACUGCUCUUUCUCCGCCGCAUGCUGGGUCUAUCCCGUCGUUCCAUUCUCGCACCUCUCUUCACAGAGACUGGUAUCAUGCCCAUACGUACCCGUCGUGUCAUUCUUGCCCUUCGCUACCUCAUUUGCCUCCUAAAACUCGGACCGGAGCACUACGCUCACCUUGCACUGCAGGAGAACUUCAACCUUCGAAACUCCGGCAUGAAAUGCUGGCUUUUAGAUGUC